This is a messenger RNA of Chinchilla lanigera (long-tailed chinchilla), 1557 nucleotides long. It is a transcript of the gene Dnase1l1, whose product is annotated as deoxyribonuclease I-like 1. The transcript has 8 exons. Gene Ontology annotation, biological process: DNA catabolic process. Gene Ontology annotation, molecular function: DNA nuclease activity. Lineage: Eukaryota; Metazoa; Chordata; Mammalia; Rodentia; Chinchillidae. The coding region runs from base 111 to 1031 and encodes 306 amino acids. Gene Ontology annotation, cellular component: nucleus. The record is from RefSeq and is a predicted model, not a curated record.
ACCCAGGCUGGCGCAGCGACCCUGUCCCCUAUCAGGUGUUGCGAUCUGUUUAAGGCUAAGGCAGUCGUGGUGGCGGACGGGUGUGACAGGGCCCCGGUGCGUGCGCGGCCAUGCAUGGCCUCGCCCCUCUGCUGCUCAUCUUCCUGGCCAUUCAGGCUGAGGCCUUUCGCAUCUGCGCCUUCAAUGCCCACCGGCUGACGCUGGCCAAGGUGACCAGGGAGCAAGUGAAGGAUACCUUAGUACAGAUCCUGGCUCGCUGUGACAUCAUGGUGCUGCAGGAGGUGGUAGAUGCCUCCAACAGGACCAUCUCCUUCCUGCUGCAAGAACUCAGACGCAAAUUCGACAACUCUCGGUGCUACAGCUUCCUAAACAGCUCGCAGCUGGGGCGCAGCACGUACAAGGAGAAAUAUGUGUACAUCUACCGGUCCGACAAGACCCAAGUCCUGAAUUUCUACCAGUAUGAAGACAAGGAUGACCUGUUUGCCCGGGAGCCUUUUGUGGCCCAGUUCACUCUACCUAGCAAAAUCCUUCCCAGUGUUGCGCUGGUCCCACUGCACACCACCCCUAAGGACGUGGAGAACGAGCUGAACGCCCUCCAUGCUGUAUUCCUGGAUGUCGCCCGGCGCUGGCAGAGCAAGGAUGUCAUCCUGCUGGGGGACUUCAAUGCCGACUGUGCCUCGCUGGCCAAGAAGCGCCUGAGCACGCUGCUGCUGCGCACCGAGGUGGGCUUCCGCUGGGCCAUCGCCGACGGCGAGGACACCACAGUGCGGGCCAGCACCAACUGCAGCUAUGACCGCAUCGUGCUGCAUGGCGAGGCCUGCCAAGGGCUUGUGCGCACCGCCGCGGCCUUCAACUUUCCCCAGAGCUUCCGGCUCUCUGAGGAGGAGGCCCUCAGUAUCAGCGACCACUACCCUGUGGAGGUGGAGCUGGACCAAGCACCGUAUGGCGUGCAGCACCCCAGCCUGGCCACCUUGCUGCUGCUGUCACUGCUGCUGCCACUCUUGGCCCCUCAGUCAAGCCCUGUGGCCUGACUCAGACCCUAGCCUCCCUCCGUUCCACCUGGGGCCUAAGCAACUCCCUGGGGGCUUUUGUCUGACCGCCCUCCUCCAUCCGCCAGUUUAGGUUCUGCUGUUGUGGCUGUUUGGGUUUGAGCCAGCAGCUGAGGCUGGAUCUUAGCCACCCCAUCAGGUAGCGUGAGGGGCCGCGACAAGCCAAUAGGAGGGCUAAGGUACUUGCCCGGGAACCAAACUCGGGACCUUGCGCUUGCCAGGCAGGCACUGUGCCGCUGAGCUGUAUCCUUGGCCUGAGCUGCCCUUACCGCACAGGGUUCACGUAGGUCAAGCGGACAGGACAAGACAAGGCAGCCCUGAAAACCACACAGCCCAGGUCCUGUGGCAAGCAUAACCUGUGACGAGGGCACAGGAUGCUGGGUGUAGGGAGAGGCAACCAGGCUGGCUACCAAGGCGGCACACCAGCAAAACUUCACUGACAGAAUCGGAGACACUUCAAUGAGCCUCCUCCCGAAGGUCAAAAAUAAAAGUUAAUCUGAAACAGAAA